Gregarina niphandrodes is the source of this 1140-nucleotide messenger RNA. RefSeq lists its product as hypothetical. NCBI's taxonomy places the organism in Eukaryota, Apicomplexa, Conoidasida, Eugregarinorida, Gregarinidae. The record is from RefSeq and is a predicted model, not a curated record. The transcript has a single exon. Bases 1 to 1140 code for a protein of 379 amino acids.
AUGGGCGGUCGAAUGCCAGGUGGCAUGCCUGGUGGUAUGCUGGGUGGUCGGAUGCCGUUCGGUGGGUUCGGUGGUGGUGGUCGAGGUCCGCCACUGCGGCCAAUGCGGUCAUUGAAGGAUAAGGAGGCAUACUUGCAGGAUUUUUAUAAGAGAGGUCCUAUUCGGCAGACGGCAUUUGCGGACCUGAAGCCGGCAUAUUUCGACGCGGAUGAGGAUCAGAAGUCUGCGGUGGAAGUGGCGAGACGUCAUUGGGAAGAAGACCUGAAGGGGGAUGCGAGCGAGUUAUGGCGCCGACGGAGUCACUUUCCUGUGGAGCAGCUAUCGGAGUGGGACCGUCAGAGGUUUGCCAAUGAACUUCUGGCCGAGACGGACGUGGGGGCCGUUUUGGGUGAAUCGACCUUGGAGGGUGCCAGCGGUCAUGUUCUGGACAACCAGGGCCGUCUCGUCUUCCAAGGGAGGGAUCCUUCGGCAACUAGUGGAGGGUUGCCUAUGACGAUGCGUCGGUUCCUUCAACCGUUGGGCGAGCCGGAGCUACAGACCGUAACUGCCCCGGCUGAAAAGCAGCAGUGGGCUGGUGUACUUGGCGAACUUGACGUAGCACAUGCCACUGCCCUCCCUGUCCAACUCGUGGGCGUCCUUGGGGAACAACUCCUAGAAGCCCCGCCCACUGCUGGCUCCCAGCAACUCUCGACAGAGGAGGCCGUAGAAAGAGGCUGCUUGGAACACCUACCGAAACUCAUUCAGGACAAACAACGACAACACGCCGGGGAAAUAAUCUCCUGGCCUGGCGGUGUCGAAAUGAGGGCCGCACCACCCCAGGAGCCACCGGGUACCUACGCUACGCUCAACCCUCACGUCGAAGUGCUAGCAGGACUGCGAGCCACCAGCCAACAAGACAUCGCCAAAAUCCAACAGCUAGCAACCGCGCAAUUCUCUCCAGAAAUGUUAAACGGUGCUGCUAACCGACAACAAGCACCUAAAACCAGCAACGCCGAACUCGGCGAUAUUGGCUUGGGAACCGACGUCGACUUCGGAAAAUUCGGCGGAGGUUCCUCGGAACUGGACUACGAUGGCGAAGACUUCUUCGACGAUGGCCUCGACGAUGAUGAUGAAGAGUUUGAUGACUCAACUGAUUUUUAA